AAAACAGGACAACUAACGAAGAGCAGGAAGAUAGUAAAGAGGAGGUGGUUCAUCAGCCGCACGCACACAUUGUAAACUCCGCCCCUUUCCAGCACUUAACGGAUUUAUCAAAGCCUUUUCCUUCAUUACUAAAACCUCAGAUCUUUCCUUACAUUUCCUCUUCAUUGCAUUUCCUUUCUACAAAUCAGAGCAUAAAAAUGCAAUCCUCACUCACAAUCUCCCUCUCUCAACCUACAACAAGUACAUUUCCUAGAUCAAACUACACUUUCGGUUCUCUACCUUGUAAGCCUACAAUUAAUCUCCGUUUUUGUGGCUUGAGAAGGGAGGCGUUAGGGUUUGCUUGUCUUUCUCGACCUCACAAUCGCCACCAGCUUCGCCGUCCAGUUCGGUCGAACAAGAUUUGUGCUUCUGUUUCUGAUAAUGGAACUGUUCCUAAGUCUUUUGAUUAUGAUUUGAUUAUUAUUGGUGCUGGUGUUGGUGGUCACGGUGCUGCUCUUCAUGCUGUUGAGAAGGGUUUGAAGACUGCUAUUAUUGAAGGAGAUGUGGUUGGAGGCACAUGUGUAAACAGAGGAUGUGUUCCUUCUAAAGCUCUUCUUGCUGUCAGUGGCCGGAUGCGUGAACUUCAGAGCGAACAUCACUUGAAAGCUUUAGGUCUGCAGGUUUCAGCAGCCGGAUAUGACAGACAGGGAGUUGCUGAUCAUGCAAAUAAUCUUGCUUCAAAAAUUCGAAAUAAUUUAACAAAUUCAAUGAAGGCACUAGGUGUUGACAUAUUGACUGGCGUUGGCACAAUUUUGGGCCCACAAAAGGUGAAAUAUGGGAAAGACAACAUUGUGACUGCAAAAAACAUAAUCAUAGCUACUGGUUCUGUUCCAUUUGUCCCUAAGGGCAUUGAAGUUGAUGGGAAGACUGUAAUUACAAGUGACCAUGCACUCAAAUUGGAGUUUGUUCCUGACUGGAUUGCAAUUGUUGGAAGUGGUUAUAUUGGUCUCGAAUUUAGUGAUGUAUAUACUGCACUUGGAAGUGAGGUCACCUUUAUUGAAGCUCUAGAUCAGCUUAUGCCUGGAUUUGAUCCUGAGAUUGGGAAGCUGGCUCAGAGGGUACUAAUAAAUCCACGGAAAAUUGACUAUCAUACUGGAGUGUUUGCAAGCAAGAUCACUCCAGCAAAGGAUGGAAAACCAGUCACUAUCGAGCUUAUUGAUGCCAAGACCAAGGAACAUCAAGAUACAUUGGAGGUGGAUGCAGCAUUAAUUGCAACUGGACGGGCUCCAUUCACAAAUGGCCUUGGCCUGGAGAAUGUCAAUGUUGUUACCCAACGUGGUUUUGUCCCUGUCGAUGAGCGUAUGCGUGUUAUUGAUGCUAAUGGAAAUCUGGUACCUCACUUAUAUUGCAUUGGUGAUGCAAAUGGUAAAAUGAUGCUGGCUCAUGCAGCCAGUGCACAAGGAAUUUCAGUGGUUGAACAAGUAACUGGAAGAGAUCAUGUGCUAAAUCAUUCAAGUAUUCCAGCUGCUUGUUUCACUCAUCCUGAAAUCAGUAUGGUUGGAUUGACAGAGCCUCAAGCAAGGGAGAAAGCUGAAACAGAGGGAUUUGAAGUAAGUGUUGCCAAGACAAGUUUUAAGGCCAAUACAAAAGCCCUUGCAGAAAAUGAAGGAGAGGGACUUGCUAAGUUGAUAUACAGACCUGACACUGGGGAGAUACUUGGAGUUCAUAUUUUUGGGUUGCAUGCUGCUGAUCUCAUUCAUGAAGCAUCCAAUGCUAUUGCUUUGGGAACCCGUAUUCAGGAUAUAAAAUUUGCGGUUCAUGCACAUCCCACUCUGUCCGAAGUCCUUGAUGAACUUUUUAAAUCGGCAAAGCUGAAGACAGCACCAUCCAUCUUCAAGCUAGUGACAGAAGUUUUUAAUUUAUGGAGCAGGUUGAAGCUCAUGUCUCAAGCCAAGUGAGUGAACCAGUUGCAGUCUAGGUAUCUCAAAAUGAAAAACUAGUACAAAAUUUUGAAGAAAUUUGCUUGUGUUAGGGAGUGCCAGGAACUGUAUGCCCCAGGUUAAGAGAAGAAGUAGUAGACAAAUUUACUACGCAAUUAGAAGAAAUAUCAUCAUCAAGUAUUGCGCUGUUUCCUUGGUGGUGGUUGGGACGGGAAUCUCUAUUCUGUUGUUGCAGUGCUUUAUUGAGUUGGUUGCUCAUGCAAUUGCAAAAAUUCUCCAGUUAAUAGUUAUUUUAAUAUUAAGAUUCAUUUUUCGGUUUUA
Molecule: messenger RNA, 2240 nt
Organism: Ricinus communis (castor bean)
Lineage: Eukaryota; Viridiplantae; Streptophyta; Magnoliopsida; Malpighiales; Euphorbiaceae
Product: dihydrolipoyl dehydrogenase 1, chloroplastic
Exons: 15
Coding region: 198-1937 (579 amino acids)
Cellular component (GO): mitochondrion; oxoglutarate dehydrogenase complex
Molecular function (GO): dihydrolipoyl dehydrogenase (NADH) activity; flavin adenine dinucleotide binding
Source: RefSeq, a predicted model, not a curated record